This is a messenger RNA of Argentina anserina (silverweed cinquefoil), 1697 nucleotides long. Its product is annotated as lipid phosphate phosphatase 2-like. The record is from RefSeq and is a predicted model, not a curated record. The transcript has 8 exons. Gene Ontology annotation, molecular function: phosphatidate phosphatase activity. Bases 351 to 1406 code for a protein of 351 amino acids. Gene Ontology annotation, biological process: phospholipid metabolic process. Lineage: Eukaryota; Viridiplantae; Streptophyta; Magnoliopsida; Rosales; Rosaceae.
UGUAUUCAGCGUCGCUCCAAAACACCAACUCCAUCUCUUCCAUCUCUACAGAAAACUCCACAGUUACCAUUUGGCACCAAGAACACCCCGAGUCUCUUUUUUUUAUGAGGUUAAUAUUUGCUGACACGUCCAUUCCACUUUCUUAAUUUUUAAUAUUGGCUCCCCUCUACAAAUAGCCCCUCACUUGCUUUCAAUUAAUCCACUCACUUUUCUUCGUCCACUUCAAUUAUUGUUUUCGCGAUAAGAUUCCGUGGAUUCCGAUCUGUUUGUGUCUCUCCACUGUUGCAGAGACAUUGUGACAUUUGCUUUAGAGAACUCGACAACUGUACGGCUCAGGGGUUCCGUCCGUCAUGGGUUGGUGGAAUCUUGACUCCCUUUUUUCUAGCCUCCGCAGUCUCUUUCACUUCCGGCAGGUGCAGGUGCAGGGUGAUCAACUGUGCACGUACACCAUCAAGUCUCAUGGAGCUGCGGUUGCCAAGAACCACAAGCAUGACUGGCUCAUACUUGUGCUUCUUGGUGUCAUUGAGAUUGUGUUGAAUAUCAUUAAUCCUUUUUAUCGUUUUGUGGGGAAGGAUAUGAUGACUGAUCUCAAGUACCCUUUGAAAGAUAGCACUGUGCCUGUUUGGGCUGUUCCUAUGUAUGCAGUCUUGCUUCCAAUUGUCAUAUUCCUUUUGUUCUAUGCGCGUAGGAAGGAUGUGUAUGAUCUUCACCACAGCAUUCUUGGCCUGUUGUUUUCUGUGUUGGUUACUGGUGUCAUUACUGACUCGAUCAAAAAUGGAGUUGGGCGUCCUAGACCAGAUUUCUUUUGGCGGUGCUUUCCUGAUGGACUCGAUGCUUAUGAUAAGUGGGGAGAUGUGGUGUGCCAUGGUAAGGCCAGUGUAAUAAAAGAAGGGCAUAAGAGCUUUCCAAGUGGCCAUGCUUCAUGGUCCUUUGCAGGCUUAGGAUUCCUCGCCUUAUACUUGAGUGGAAAGAUUAAAGUUUUCGAUAGAAAUGGGCAUGUUGCUAAACUAUGCAUUGUUGCUCUUCCGCUACUGUGUGCAUCUCUGGUUGCAGUGUCCAGGGUAUCUGACUAUUGGCACCAUUGGCAAGAUGUCUUUGCCGGAAGUCUUUUAGGAUUUGUUGUGGCCUCAUUUUGCUACCGGCAGUUCUUCCCUUCCCCUUAUCAUGAUGAAGGAUGGGGUCCUUAUGCAUAUUUCCGAGCUGUAGAGGAGACGCGUAACAACAAUUCAAGCUCGGUGUCCACUGCCAAUGCACUCAGUGUGCAGGUCAUGGAAGUUCAUACUGUGAGUCAACCUGUACCCGCACAAAAUGGUGCUGCGUUUACAUCAUAUGCGUCAAAUAACCACACAAGCCUUAAGCUAGAUGAAAUGGAAUCGGGGGGAGGUGAUAAUAACUCUGCAUUCUGAUCAUGUCCAUUGCUGCUUAAUGACUUGUGUGUGCUAGGCACUGGUUAAACACAUCCUGUGUAGCUUAUGCAGAUCUUAGUUUCAUAUAUCGUCACGGUUUUGUGAGUACAUGAUGUUGAACAAGAUGGCUUAGAUUAAUGCUAUUUCUAGAAACGACAUGUUAGAUACAUGUGUAAAUACCGAUGAUGCUUCCUUAGAACAUAAAUAUUGGAAGAUAUAGCUGGUGUAAACUUGGAGACAUCUGCAUAGAUCCUGUCCAGAUAAGCCUUUGGACCUUGUCCUCGUUUGCUA